Botrytis fragariae is the source of this 1482-nucleotide messenger RNA. RefSeq lists its product as uncharacterized. The coding region runs from base 1 to 1482 and encodes 493 amino acids. The record is from RefSeq and is a predicted model, not a curated record. The transcript has 2 exons. Lineage: Eukaryota; Fungi; Ascomycota; Leotiomycetes; Helotiales; Sclerotiniaceae.
AUGCAAGGCGAGAGAGGUGCAUCAACUGCCUCGAAAGGAAAAGGAGUAAAUUGCGGAGGCAUAUCGACCAAGAUUGAUUCCAAAACAUCAACCCUAAUGAACUGGUCGCGCAGCGGGAAACCAAAGACUGCCGCGGCAUCAUAUGGAGAGAAAGAUAAAUUGAGGUCAGAAGCUAUAUUGGGAUCAGAAGACCAACUAGGCCUUGAAGAUAUAUUAGGAUCAGGGGAAGACUCGGUCUCCGAAGAGAGAGAAGUAACAAAAUACAACUCAAUUUUGGAAGAAGACGAACCACCUUCGAAACGCCAGAAACAUAGCGCCGCUGCAUCAGGUAAUGAAAAAUCAUCAUCUAGUCCUGGUACCACUCUCACCACACCAAAGAAAAAGAAAACUAGCCCUCCUGAAUCCCCACGAAAAACUACCACACCUAGAGCGAAGAAAACGAACACUCCCAAGCCCCCAAAGAUCGUCACACCCAGAAAAGUAGAGAGAGCAAAACCUCCCAAGGGUGUCAUAAUCAGAACCGAAUACGUCGCAAACCCCGCCGCAAUUUUUAUCCACCCCAUUGAAACUACCCACCAGGACCUGACGGACUUUACACUCGACGGAGAAGGCGAAUUAGUGUAUCAAGGGGAACGAAACAAAGAGGAUGGUUUACUGUACUGGUCCCUGAACCACCGAGUAGUCUCUGAAAAAUAUGACCGUCCCGAAGCGGAAUAUUUCGAACCACCCAAGGAAAAGUUGAAAAAAUGGCGUGCGUAUUGUGCGUUUCGCGGUCUGGAUACUUCUGGCACCAGAGAAGAGAUGCAGGAAAGAUUGAAGGAUUAUUUUGAAUUUGUUGAACUUGUUGAUAACGAUGAAGGUGAUGAGCUUAAUGAGAAUGAUGAACCAGUUACAGAACCGGAACGCCUGAGGAAGAUAAUUGAAGCAGAAAAACAUCGCCCACAAGACCCUUCCUGGCGCAUCCAAAACGAAGCCGAAAAAACUAGAUUAUGGAGUCUCCUCUCCACAGAACAGCAAUUCGAAAAGAACAUCUCGCUCUUCAUCACUGAGAACAUAACUAAUUCCAGAAAUCACGACGUGUGCGUUUUCAAAACACGCCCCAAGUUUACCGUCGCUGAAUGGUUCAAGUUUUUUGAGCGAUAUCGGAUUCUAGAUAUUGGAUUGGUGUUCACUACUCUGCCUGAGUCUCUGACUCUAGGAGAUGAAUCCGUUGAGAUUAAAUAUCAGCGAGGGGAAAUGGUAGCAGUACCUUUCUCCAAAAUCUACUGGGGAGGAACCUGGGUAGCGACAGGUUUUGAAAAAGGGAUGAUACUCGCGAGGACACAGGCACUAGCGAAGCAAAAACUUGAGGAAAUGUGCGACGAGGUCAGAAAAGGUAUAAUUGGGAGAAACAUUACAGAUUACCGAAAUGCGGGAAAACAACUUGCGAAUUCAUCUCAGUCCUCAAUCGCGAGCACCUGGACCGUAAAAGAAGAACAGUAA